Purpureocillium takamizusanense is the source of this 1381-nucleotide messenger RNA. RefSeq names its product Isocitrate dehydrogenase (NAD(+)) (gene MRPL2). The record is from RefSeq and is a predicted model, not a curated record. The coding region runs from base 107 to 1018 and encodes 303 amino acids. Gene Ontology annotation, biological process: translation. Gene Ontology annotation, molecular function: structural constituent of ribosome. NCBI's taxonomy places the organism in Eukaryota, Fungi, Ascomycota, Sordariomycetes, Hypocreales, Ophiocordycipitaceae. The transcript is spliced from 2 exons. Gene Ontology annotation, cellular component: mitochondrial large ribosomal subunit; ribosome.
AGCAGAAGACGCAGGUUUGGACCAGCACGACCGACGGCAUCGACGCACAACUUUCCACGACACGAGCGAGCAGCAGCAGCAGCGACGAAACCGAACCGUCGCGGCGAUGCGGUUCCUCACGAUGCAGCGGCCGCUGCUGACGGCUGCGGCAUCCGCGGCGUCGUCGGCCUCGCGCCUCGGGCUGGGCGGCCUCGCGGUGGCGGUGGCCGGCGCGCAGCUGAUGGGCGGCGUGCUGGCCCAGGGACGGAGGAACGCCUCGGUCAAGGCGCAGGGAGCGUACAAGAAGAAGAGCAAGAGGGGGAUUCCCAACAAGCUGGGCGCGAAGCGGACGGGCGACCAGUUCGUCAUCCCUGGAAACAUCAUCUACAAGCAGCGCGGCACGCACUGGUGGCCCGGCGAGAAUUGCAUCAUGGGCCGCGACCACACGAUCCACGCCAUGGCGACGGGCUACGUCAAGUACUACCGCGAUCCGGCGCGGCACCCGGACCGCAAGUAUAUUGGCGUCGUCUUCGACAAGGCCGACACGCUGCCGUACCCGGCGCACGCGGAGCGCCGGCGCAGGCUGGGCAUGACGGCGCACGCGAUCCGCGCGGUCGAAGAGCGGCCCGCGCUGUCGCCGUCGGGGAUCCCCUACGAGGUUCGUCGUGUGGGCGAGAAGAGCAGCGAUGCGGCGGAUGCUGCCGCCGCCGUUGGGGUUAAGAGCAAGGGCAGGGGCAAGGCGCGUCAACAGGGCGAACCGGAGCGGCUGCUGCGGCUGCGCGCCGACUACAGCUACCGCGAGGACAACUGGCGGAUCGGGCGGCUUGUGCAGACGACGGGCCUGCGGACGACGCGGUUCCGGACGCGCAAGCAGUUUUUCCGGCACAGGCGGUGGAGGCGCGAGCGCGAGCUUGAGGGCCAGCGCAAGGCGGCGGCGCGGCGGGCCGAGGCGGGUGACGGCGACGUCGUCAAGGCGCCCAAGGCGAUGAGCAAGAAGGCGGCCAAGAAGGCAGCCAAGAAGGCGACCAAGAAGAAGUGAGGGCCAGUCCAGUGGAGCAUUAAGCGGGAGAGCGAGCACCUCGCUUGGCUACCUACCAGCUGAGCGGUCUGGGCGAUGUCGCGGCGGUUGCGGUUGUUGGUGCUGCAGGCAUGUAUGAUAAGACGGGAUGUAGGCAUUAUUGCAUGGCAUUUUGAGCAUGUGAGCCAUGGAGUGUACGCCUGCCCAUGCCCUCGUGCCUGAGCUGGCUGGCGUGAGGUAGUUAUCGUGCGGACUGUCUUCUCCGGCACGGAUUCUCUGCGGGACGACAACUCCCGUCGCUGUGCGGGUGGGGGCCGUCUCCUACCUAUUGCAUCCCCGGAGCCCACCAACCUAACUUAGUACAGUAUAUACUGUACACAGAAG